This is a messenger RNA of Cordyceps fumosorosea ARSEF 2679, 507 nucleotides long. RefSeq lists its product as hypothetical. The record is from RefSeq and is a predicted model, not a curated record. The transcript is spliced from 2 exons. NCBI's taxonomy places the organism in Eukaryota, Fungi, Ascomycota, Sordariomycetes, Hypocreales, Cordycipitaceae. The coding region runs from base 1 to 507 and encodes 168 amino acids.
AUGGGCCGAUCAUCUUCCACAGCAUCGUCUCCCACCGUCUGUGGCACCAAAUUGAAUGCGUAUCCCCCAGUGCGGGUGGCAACGCAUCACUAUGCCUCGAGCGAGACCACGCUGGCCGACAGUCUUCCGUCGAGCCCGCAAUACCAACCUCCGCCGUACGCAGACGAGGCGCAGUCCUGGCCGCCGGAAUACCACGACGAAUUCCUUGAGCGCGAGAAGAGGCACUGGGAGCCGCUACCCAAAAAGACGCUCGUGGUGCGGCUCUGCACGUCGGUGUUCAUCGCCUUCAUCGUUUGCCUCAUCGUCGCUGCUGUGUCCACGGAGCACAUCUACGCCCUCGACCCCAACCUUGACCGCGACGGCAGCGACGACAAGGUCGGUGACGGCAAAGGACACAACAACGGCCUACAGCAGCAUCGCGAGGCCGACCGGUACGAGUGCUGCUACAUACAGCUGCCCAUACAUUGGGGACUCUGCCAACAGCGCAAGGGCAAAGUCCAGCAGUAG